Messenger RNA from Trichoplusia ni (cabbage looper), 1586 nucleotides. It is a transcript of the gene svp, whose product is annotated as nuclear receptor subfamily 2 group F member 1-B. The record is from RefSeq and is a predicted model, not a curated record. The transcript has 4 exons. NCBI's taxonomy places the organism in Eukaryota, Metazoa, Arthropoda, Insecta, Lepidoptera, Noctuidae. Gene Ontology annotation, biological process: regulation of transcription by RNA polymerase II; anatomical structure development; cell differentiation. The annotation marks the transcript as partial. Gene Ontology annotation, molecular function: nuclear receptor activity; zinc ion binding; RNA polymerase II cis-regulatory region sequence-specific DNA binding.
AAACGUUGCACAAAUAAAGUGGGAAUAAUAAAUCCGGGCACCGUCCAACGAAUUUUCUUACCGACGGUACGCGGGCCGCGGCUGAAAGAUUUCCACCCCGGCGGCGGGGAGGGGGCCGGUGUCGAGGUGGCGGGGCCUUCGCUCCCUGCCCCUGCAGGCCACCGGGCCAAUGGCGGCGCGGCGCGGCCUGCCCCGACCCGGCUCAGUCGCGACUCAACCGCGACCCUUGACACACAAGCGCGUCGCGCGGUCUCUCGCCCUGUGACGGCAACCGGCAUCAUCACGCACGGAGCGCUAGUUUACGGCGGGGUCGGAGGCCCGGGGCUUUGCCCUCCGAGAGCCCCUGACCUCCCGCCUCUGGAGCUCGGCUUCCGCAGCAGUUGGCGGGAAGACGAGCUGCUGCCGUCGACGCCCGCGAGCCAGGCCGCGUCCACGCAGAGCGGCUCCUCAGCCACGGACAAGGGCCAGAACGUGGAGUGCGUCGUCUGCGGCGACAAGUCCUCGGGGAAGCACUACGGCCAGUUCACCUGCGAGGGUUGCAAAUCCUUUUUCAAGAGGUCGGUGAGGAGGAAUCUAACGUAUUCCUGCAGAGGGAAUAGGAACUGUCCCAUCGACCAACACCAUAGAAACCAAUGCCAGUACUGCAGGCUCAGAAAAUGUCUCAAAAUGGGCAUGAGGAGAGAAGCGGUCCAGCGCGGGCGCGUGCCACCGUCGCAGCCGGCGGGGCUAGCCCUGCCGGGGCAGUACGCGCUGGCCAACGGCGACCCCUCGGCCGGCCUCAACAGCCACCCCUACCUCUCGUCGUACAUCUCGCUGCUGCUGCGCGCCGAGCCCUACCCCACCUCGCGGUACGGCCAGUGCGUGCAGCCCGCCAACGUCAUGGGCAUCGACAACAUCUGCGAGCUGGCCGCGCGCUUGCUCUUCUCCGCCGUGGAGUGGGCGCGAAACAUCCCCUUCUUCCCCGAGCUGCAGGUGACCGACCAGGUCGCGCUGCUCCGACUCGUCUGGUCCGAACUGUUCGUGCUGAACGCGUCGCAGUGCUCGAUGCCGCUGCACGUGGCGCCGCUGCUGGCGGCCGCCGGCCUGCACGCCUCGCCCAUGGCGGCCGACCGAGUCGUGGCCUUCAUGGACCACAUCCGGAUCUUCCAAGAGCAAGUGGAGAAGCUGAAAGCUCUCCACGUCGACUCGGCGGAGUACUCCUGUCUGAAGGCCAUCGUCCUCUUCACGACAGAUGCGUGCGGUCUAUCAGACGUACCCCACAUAGAGAGCCUGCAGGAGAAGUCACAAUGUGCGCUGGAGGAGUACUGCCGGAGUCAGUACCCCAACCAGCCGACCAGGUUCGGCAAGCUGCUGCUGCGGCUGCCUUCACUACGGACAGUCAGCUCACAGGUCAUAGAACAGCUGUUCUUCGUCCGGCUGGUCGGCAAGACCCCCAUCGAGACCCUGAUCCGGGACAUGCUGCUCUCCGGGAGCUCGUUCUCGUGGCCGUACAUGGCGACCAUGUGACAUACGAUGUGGAGGCAGCUGGCAGCGGCCUGAUCCACGCCCUACGGCUUCCCGCCGUACCUGCCGAGCCAGCGGUUCGA